Molecule: messenger RNA, 1036 nt
Organism: Lepisosteus oculatus (spotted gar)
Lineage: Eukaryota; Metazoa; Chordata; Actinopteri; Semionotiformes; Lepisosteidae
Source: RefSeq, a predicted model, not a curated record
AUGGCCAGCGCCCUGCCCACCGUGCCCGGCUUCGGCAGCCUGAGCUUCCCCUGGAUGGAGAGCAGCCGGCGGUUCGCCAAGGACAGGUUCACAGCUGCGCUGACGCCCUUCACGGUGUCCCGGCGGAUCGGGCACCCGUACCAGAACCGCACGCCGCCCAAGCGCAAGAAGCCGCGCACGUCCUUCUCGCGGGUGCAGAUCUGCGAGCUGGAGAAGCGCUUCCACCGGCAGAAGUACCUGGCAAGCGCCGAGCGGGCCGCGCUGGCCAAGACCCUGAAGAUGACCGACGCCCAGGUCAAGACCUGGUUCCAGAACCGCAGGACCAAGUGGAGCCGGAACGCAGCGCGGAUUCUCGGGGCUGAAGGUCCGGGCCCAGCCAGCGUGCCCGGGGGGAGGGGCGGCGCUCCAGCUGCCGGCAGCUCGGGGAGGGGGGAGGAGGGAACGGCCCCGGGCUGUGCCGGCUCUCACCUGCGCCAGAUGGCCGUGAUGGAGGGUCGGCUGCCCUCGCACCCGCCUAGCAGGUCGUGAUAAAUGAAGAAAGACGCCCCCGUUAAGGAUGAAUUGGUGCGCGCUCACGCGGAGCUGGCGGGAGCGCGGACUGCAGCGCGCCCCUUCCGGAGGUGAAACCCGGCAGCCGGCUGGACUGCCCGGGACUGACUCGGGAAAGAGAGACAGGGGGAGGAACGGGCGGAUAACGGGAGAGAGGAGAAAGCGGGAGAUAUUGAGACAGAGGGCUAGAGAGAGGAAGACAUGGGCAGAUAAUGCGAGAGAGAAGCAGAGACAGAGAUACACUUUCUGCGGCACUGUGAGAAAUACUCUGGGAUGAGACAAACAGUAUUCCCUAAAAUAGCGAAUCUAAUCCCAGAAUUUCCACACCUGCCAGAACCAGAACAGCUUCCGAUCCUACUGGGAGAGGAAACUCAAGAGAGCUGCAGCCCAGCGUGUGAUCUCCUGUCACAGCCUGAGGACAGACAGUGAGCCCGUCUCUCAAUACUGCUCUUCUGUGUUUGAUGUGUUGUAACUGUCCAACUACAUG